Molecule: messenger RNA, 2610 nt
Organism: Tachysurus fulvidraco (yellow catfish)
Lineage: Eukaryota; Metazoa; Chordata; Actinopteri; Siluriformes; Bagridae
Product: membrane frizzled-related protein
Exons: 14
Coding region: 135-1898 (587 amino acids)
Molecular function (GO): protein binding
Source: RefSeq, a predicted model, not a curated record
CUGCUUAGUCCUCUCAGCUGAUUUGGCUUUGUAAAAAUACCAGAGGAGAAUAUCAGGUUCUCACCCACACCAAAACAAGAACAACUUCAGCAUGCAAACACAAAUAGUGUCAGAAUUCUUGUUGGAAUGAGAAAAUGGCAGACCCUGAAACAUCCAUCAAUGACUCAGAUUUGUAUAAGAAUGUAUUUUGCAAUCCAGCAUUUGAGCCAGACAAUGAGCACGAUGAAAUCAAGGAAGUAUUUAAGGUUGCCAUAUCCUCAGAACGUAUCAACAGUCCUACAACUCGAGAUAGCAGUGUGUUCGGUCUGUGUGUGGUAUGUGUGAGGAGGCACUGGUGUAGCUGGCGAACACUGGUGUUUUCAGCAGCUGCGCUGUUAUUGUUGGCUGUCUUGGGACUCACUCUAAGGCUUGUUCUCAUACAUAUGAAUGGAGACCUUGCUGAAGGAAGAGUGCUGUCUCUAAACUCCUGGAGUGAAAACACUGUUCAGCAAAGUCUUAUCCCAAAUUCCACUAUUCCUUUUCCUGAAUAUAGCUCACCUAUGCCACAUCUUGAAAAAGAGUCGAUCCCAUAUACAAAAUGUGGAGAGAUUCUGACUGAAUUAGAGGGAACAAUCAGCUCCCCCAACCACCCAGGCCCAUACCCUCCUAACUCCAUGUGUGUAUGGGUGAUCAGAAUGUCUCCCGAAUAUCUGGUCCAGAUCUACAUCUCCUCCCUGACCAUUGAGGGGCCAGCACCAUGUCUUUUUGAUUGGCUGGAGCUUAGAGAAGAAGGAGAGCACACCACCACAGUCACCAGGUUCUGUGGUAAUGUGGCUCCACCCACUGUGAACACUAACAGCAGUACUGUCUGGGUUUCAUUCCGAUCUGAUAGCAAUAUUGCAGGUGAUGGCUUCAGCGUACGAUAUCAGGCAAUCCUACCAUGGCAAAAAAGCUGCACUUCAGAGGAGUUUAUGUGUGAUAGUGGCCGUUGCCUGUUGCCUGUGUCUGUAUGUGACAGCCAGCUAAACUGUCAGGACCAGACAGAUGAGGCCAACUGCAGCCGCAUACACAAGGACUGUGGUGGUGAAAAGACAGGUCCAAGUGGUUCACUGUCCAGUCCAAAUCACCCAAACCCAUAUCCUCACCAGCAGCACUGUACGUGGCUUAUAUCUGCAGAGAAAGGCCAAGUUAUCCAACUGAGUUUCCACAACUUCAGCCUGGAAACUCAAGAUAACUGUGAAUUUGACUAUGUUGAGGUUCAUGACAGCAGCAACACGGCAGACAGUAAUAUCCUAAGCAGAUACUGUGGCUCAGACCUCCCUCCUGACCUUACCUCCACUGGGCACAUGAUGAGUGUGUUGUUUGUAGCUGAUGAAGGUGUGGCUGACAUCGGCUUUUAUGCCUCAUAUCGGGUCAUCUCUCUCACAGAGACUGGCUGCAGUCCAGAGCGGUUUGCUUGUGGCACGGGGGAAUGUCUGCAUCGUGACUGGCUCUGUGAUGGCUGGAAUGACUGUGCAGAUGGUUCAGAUGAGCAAAACUGCAGCAACUCCACCUAUCCCCCUUUCAUUUCCUCAUGUGAACCCAUUCAGGUGGAGAUGUGCCAAGGUCUGAGCUAUAAUCUCACAUCCUUCCCCAAUGUAUGGCUCUCCAUUAGUGAUCAGACAGAGGCUGCUUAUGUGCUUCGUCAGUACACUGUGCUGAUGGAGUUGGACUGUUUUAAGCCCCUGCAGCAGCUGGUGUGUGCGCUAUUUGUGCCGCAGUGCAGUGUGCAGGCUGGUGUGCUGCAGCCGUGCAGCUCCGUGUGUUCAGCAGCAGAGCAGCAGUGUGCAAUGGAUCUGGCGCUCUUUAACCUUAACUGGUCCUUUAACUGUCACUUGCUGCCUGACUCGCAGAACCCCAAGCAAUGCUCUGUGCCAUAGAACACAUUCUGAUUCAUUUCAAACCAUGACACAUUAUUGAAUUUUUGCUUCAGAUUUGAGUUUUUUGUGAGUGCUACAAGAAUAUACUUUUAUAACAUACCCAUAUACUACUAUGGCAUGAAUUGUAUUUAAAUCAUACCCUUUUAGUUUGCAGAAUUAAAGUGUGGUUGGGAUCUGCAUCUUUUCUCCUGAUCUGUACCAUAUGAUCCAUAAGUAUGUUUCAGAAAAGCAUAAAAAAAUGAUGAACUGCUUUGGUGGCUGGCAAUAAUUUCUGUGGGCUCAUGGUGUUUUCUUUGGGAGGAAACAACUGUGUCCCUCUCAAUAGUUAGCUGAAUGAAUACAUGAAUGCUCUUCUAAAAGAUGCUAUUACAGAAAAUGUGAACUUUUCUUCUGGUUUAGUAGGUUCUACAGUCAGUAGAAUAAUCUAACCAAUCCAACACAGCCCUGUAUAUUAUGAAUUGUAUAGAAGUAAGUUGGACAGUUAAUUAUUGUCAGUUUUCCUGCUACAAUAAAGGAGUUCACUUUUACCCACACUUAUUAAAUUUGGAGGAGUUCCUAUAGUCAACAGAUAAUACACAUUAUAUGAGAAUAAUUGGAAAUAUAAAAGCAGACAUAUAGAAUCUGUAAAAAGUGUGUUGGCUGUAGAUCAAUUGUUUUCCACACAGCUAUUUUUUUUUAAAGCAAUAAAUUCAACCACUUGCAAAUGCUUACA